ACCGUCCUUACGCCGGACAUGUUCAUUUCGAAGGCCCAUAUCUAUGACGGUGAUAGCAAUUACGAUGACUGCAAGAUCUUGCCGCCAAAUCUUCUGAAGCAACCCCCGCACGUGAAGAAUAACAACGUUUAUUUCUAUAACUUGUACUCUGCGCUGAAGCACAUCAGUGACCUGGACAAGUUGCGAAAUGAGGGCAUCAAAACGGCGGCUCUUACGGUGUCCGUGGGGCUGUACGGCCGCUGGUACCUGGUCGACACCGACUCACAGGGGAACGUGCGAAACUACACACCUGGUGACACCUGCUUUCAGGACAAGAUCGAACAGCAAAUGGCUGGCAUCGCGACAGUGUGCAAGAAUCCGAAGUACGACAGCAUUCGCGAAAGCGAAGAGAUGAGCUGCAGUUACGUCGUGGACAAGAACGCAGCGAUGACCUUUGUCUACGACACACCCGCUACGCUAAGAUACAAGCUUUGCCUAACGAAGAGGAACGUAACUGGACUACAGUACGGGAUCACGGCGGCGCGGCUCGAGUAUUCGGAUGCAUUCGACCACUGCGGUUUGGGCACGUUUCCAAUGCUGACCGCAGUUAAAAACACGCUUACGUUCUUCAAGGAGAAGUACAAUUCCCCUGACGCCUACGACGAGUGUCUUUCAACCAAGAGUUCUGCCGAAGAAGACCAAGUGACAGAUAUGCUAUGAAUCGGUGACGUAUUUUAUAUU
Rhipicephalus sanguineus (brown dog tick) is the source of this 720-nucleotide messenger RNA. RefSeq lists its product as uncharacterized. The record is from RefSeq and is a predicted model, not a curated record. Lineage: Eukaryota; Metazoa; Arthropoda; Arachnida; Ixodida; Ixodidae. The transcript is spliced from 4 exons. The coding region runs from base 19 to 699 and encodes 226 amino acids.